AUGCCGGAGCUGCUGCACCCACGGGACGAUGCCCUGCUGAUGUGCGAGGCGGCGUGCGCUGCCGUCGCUGCUCUCUCCUGCAGUGGGACUCUCAGCUGCCUGCCGUACCCUGCCGAGGACAGACGUCCCGAAAAGCUGAGCGGCCGUGCGGUCAAGGAGGCUUCUGCCACGAACGGCUGUGCCAAAGGGAAGGAGAGACGAGACCAUGCUCGCCGCAGGUCACACAGCCCCUCAUGCAAUGAGGAGCGUGUGCCACCGCCGGCCCGCGGGAAGAAGAAGAAGAAAUCCGGCCGCAAGAAGCGAAGGAGGUCUCCCUCCUACAGCCCCUCACCUGUGAAGAAGAAGAAGAAGAAAAGCUCCAAGAAGCGAAAGAGAAACAGGUUAUCUUCAAAGAAGAGAAGACACAGUUCUUCAAGCCCCAAAAGUAAGAGAAAGGAAGAAAGAAAACACAAAAAACACUCCCGUGGGCGCACCCGGAAAUCUCAUCGCCAUCGCCACCGCCACUCUCGCUCAGAGAGCUCUGACUCCCACUCCCCCAGCUGCCGAAGCAGGCACAGAGCCAGAUCUCGGGAGGAAGGGCAUAAAACACGGCGAAGACGCUCCCGGCACCAUUCAAAGAUCACAGCGAAGCGAAGCUCCUCUGCAGAGGUUCAGGCCAGCCAAAAAGCCAGUCAAACCCUCCCGUUCUACAGCUUCCUGUCUCCUAAGGAAGUAAUCUCUCAGUCAGGGUCUUCUGCUGACCUCUUUACCAAAACAGACAGCCCGCCUGGCAACCUAGCCAGACAGAACGGAGAGUAUCAUGAAUAUGACUCAGGAAACGAUACUUCCUCCCCUCCCUCCACUCAAACGAGCUCAUCCAGGUCAAAGGACAGCCAGGAGAAAAGAAGUCUAGUCCAUGAUGGCUUUGGCCAUGCCUUCUCGUCCGGGAAGCCCAAACUGGCCAACAGCGAUAACAGCUCUGAUUCAGGAAAUUCCUUCACCAGUUGCUUUUCCCAGACCAAGGGAACAGCUUUGGAAAAUCUGUCUCCAGAUGCCCAGGGACAAGACCGAAGAGGGUGCCUGUCGUUGUGCCUCAGCUGUUCGGAGGAGAAGAAGCGAAACUUCCUCCCUUCCCCAACCCACAGCUCCCCGCUGAGGCCGUGCUCCCGCAGCGAGUCCUACACCAGCACGGGCAGAUCCUCCCCCAGCUCCAGCCGCUCCCGCUCCUCACACCGCAAGGCCUCUCCCAGGUACUCCCGAAGCAGGUCCUGCUCUUCAGGAAAGAGGUCUUCUUCACGUUCCCCCAGCUAUUCCUCCAAAUCCUGCAAAAAAAGUCCUGGGAGCCGGAGUUCAAGGCCUCGUCGGAGCCCCAGUUACUCCCGCUACAGCCCAAGCAGAGACCGUGAGCACAAGUACAGCUCCAGUGAGAAGGAGUCGCACAGGGAGCGUGAGCGGCAGCGGCGGCGGCGCUCGUAUUCCCCCCUAAGGAAACGCAGGAGAGACUCUCCCAGCCACCUCGAAGCUCGGCGCAUCACAAGUGCCCGCAAACGUCCCAUCCCCUACUACCGUCCCAGUCCCUCCUCUUCCAGCAGCGCCAGCAGCUAUUCCUCCUGGUACAGCAGCUUUAGCCGCUCCCUGAGCCGGAGCCGGAGCUACUCCAGAACCAGGUCUAGGACCUCACGGAGGUGA
Molecule: messenger RNA, 1668 nt
Organism: Opisthocomus hoazin
Lineage: Eukaryota; Metazoa; Chordata; Aves; Opisthocomiformes; Opisthocomidae
Source: RefSeq, a predicted model, not a curated record